AUGUUAGUAUCGCGGGCACGAUACUUCGCUCGUCAGAGCAGAGUCGGCUCUACAUAUCACACACACCGCUGUCUUUUCUCACCCCCACAACAACACUAUGCCGUUCCGGCUACUGCACACGCCACCAAGGAAGAAAUAAUCCACAAUGAUGACUUUCUGCAAGGAAGCGCAGCAACCUACAUCGACAUGAUGUAUUCGUCGUGGAAGAAUGACGCAUCCUCUGUACAUCUUUCAUGGCAGGCGUAUUUUCACAAUGUCGAGAAUGGCCAUAUACCCAUGGACCAGGCAUUUAUGCCGCCUCCAGGUCUGGUGACAGGAUCGUUGAGGACAUCAAUUGCAGCUAGUUCGCGAGAGGAUAGCUCCACUGUCAAACAGUUGAAGGCGAUUCAGCUGAUCCAGGCGUAUCAGAGAUGGGGACACGAGUAUGCAGCUACUGAUCCGCUAGGAAUGGUGAACGAAGGAAAGGUUCGUCGGAAAGAGCUGCAAUUGAGUCACUAUGGGCUCAGUGAGCAGGAUCUCGAUGUCGUGCUCACCGUUGGGACAGGCUCUGUGCAGGAUUUCACAUCCGAUGAGCCCAAAACUCUGCGGGAGGUUAUCGCUGCCUGCGAGGAGACUUAUUGCAGCACGACGGGGAUUGAAUACAUGCAUAUCUCAAAUCAGGAGCAAGUGGACUGGAUCCGAGCUCGUAUUGAGGGCGCACAGCGCUAUCAGUUCACUGACGAGGAGAAACGACGUAUGCUACAUGGUCUCGUCCGCGCUACUAGUUGGGAAAAGUUCAUUGCGACAAAGUUUCCGAAUGAGAAGCGGUUCGGGUUAGACGGUGUCGAGAGCUAUAUUCCUGCGCUGGAGGCUGCGAUUGAUAGGUCAGCUGAGAAUGGUGUUGAUAAGAUUGAAAUGGGAGUUGCGCAUCGAGGCCGCAUGAAUAUGCUGUACAAUAUUGUCGGGAAGGAUGGGGCAUCCAUGUUCCUUGAUUUCGAUCCCAAGCGGACCUCUUAUUGGGAUAUUCCGGGGGAUGUUAAAUAUCAUUACGGUAGUAGUGGUGAGCGCGUGACACCGUCCGGUAAGAAAGUGUACAUGAAUGUGCUGCCUCAACCAUCGCAUUUGGAUUCAGUGAGCCCGGUUGCUAUGGGCAAGACGCGCGGGAUCCAGGAUCGACUUGCGGAUGGCCAAAAGUCCGUAAUGAUGCUAAAUGUGCACACGGAUGCGUCCUUUGCCGCUCAGGGCACUAUAUAUGAGACUUUGGGGCUGUCUGGCUUGCCCGGGUAUAGCACUGGCGGUACGCUGCGCGUGAUUGUUAACAACCAAGUCGGCUUCACCACAGAUAUGUGGCAGGCAAGGUCGACGCCUUAUUGCACAGAUGUGGCUAAGAUGCUGGAUGCACCAGUUAUCCAUGUUAACGGAGACGAUGUCGAAGCGGUUUGCUCGGCGGCGAUUAUUGCAGCUGAUUUCCGCACACGAUUCAAGAAAGACUGCGUGGUCGAUAUCAUUUGCUACCGGCGCAACGGACACAAUGAGAUGGAUCAAGCUUCUUUCACUCAGCCUACCAUGUACGAGCGGAUUGCUGAUAAGGUCCAUAUUCUAGACCAGUACGAGGCAGGGCUGAUUGAGCAAGGCAUCAUAACACGGGAGCAGGUGGAGGCCAUAAAGAAUGAUGCAUGGGACAAGCUUACGCAGUGUCUGGAAAAGAGUGGCGAUCAUAAACCUGAUGCCCGCGAGUGGCUAAUCGACUCUUGGAAAAGUGUGAAAUCACCCGUGGAGUUAGAAAGAGAGACACUACCACCAAAGGUGACAGCCAUUGACCACCAGGCUAUGGAGACUGUAUCCCAGAAACUGGGAGCUGCGGUCCCCGAAGGUUUCGUACUACACAAGAAUCUAGAGCGUAUCCUCGCUCGUCGCAAGCAGACAGUCGACUCUGGAAAGGAUAUUGACUGGGCAACAGCUGAGGCUCUCGCUUUCGGCACACUAUUGCGAGAGGGCACGACUGUCCGUGUUUCCGGGCAGGAUGUAGAACGAGGCACCUUCUCUCAGCGACAUUCAAUACUCCACGAUCAACAGUCCAACAACACUUACAUUCCACUAAGCACCCUCGGUGAAGGUCAAGGUCUCUUCAGCAUUACCAAUUCAUCGCUGACCGAGAAUGCCGCGAUGGGCUUCGAGUACGGCUAUUCGCUAGCUGACCCAAAUGCACUAGUGAUGUGGGAAGCGCAAUUCGGAGACUUUGCCAACAAUGCUCAGUGCAUUAUCGACAAUUAUAUUGCAUCAUCUGAAGACAAAUGGCUCCAAAGGUCGGGUGUGGUCCUUUCCUUGCCGCACGGAUACGACGGCCAGGGGCCGGAGCAUACAUCAGCUCGAUUGGAGAGGUUCCUGCAAUUAGGAAAUGAAGACUCAAGGUCUUUCCCAUCAUCUGGGCAGCUGAAGCGGCAGGAUCAGGAUUGCAAUAUACAAGUAGUAUGCAUGACCACCCCGGCCAAUUACUUCCAUGUCCUGCGCCGGCAAAUCCAUCGCGAGUUUAGAAAGCCACUUAUCAUCCUCUUCUCCAAAUCUCUGCUCCGCCAUCCCCUUGCUCGCUCCGAUAUUCGAGACUUUACUGAAACGCCUUACUUCCAACCUCUUUUGUCUGAAACUGAGCACAGCAAAACCAUAGAUGACCCUCAGGAUAUCAAGCGUGUCAUUUUCUGCUCAGGCCAGGUCUAUGCUGCCCUCUUCAAGUACCGCCAAACCCAUGGCCUGAGGGAUACAGCCAUCACACGAGUCGAGGAACUCCAUCCCUUCCCUUGGGAACUAGUACGACAAAACCUGGAUACUUACCCCAACGCGAAGGAUAUCGUCUGGUGCCAGGAGGAAACACUAAAUGGGGGUUCCUGGAGCCAUGUGAUGCCGCGCAUGGACCUCAUCUUGCAAAAGACAAAGAACCACAGAGAUAAGAGGGUGAGGUUUGCAGGGCGAGGGCCGGCAUCAGGUGUGGCUGUGGGGUAUAAGGCAUUGCAUGCACUGCAGGAGCAAAUGUUGUUGAAUGAUGCUUUUCAGUUUGAGUAA
Molecule: messenger RNA, 3036 nt
Organism: Aspergillus bombycis
Lineage: Eukaryota; Fungi; Ascomycota; Eurotiomycetes; Eurotiales; Aspergillaceae
Product: 2-oxoglutarate dehydrogenase family protein
Exons: 3
Coding region: 1-3036 (1011 amino acids)
Biological process (GO): tricarboxylic acid cycle
Cellular component (GO): mitochondrion; oxoglutarate dehydrogenase complex
Molecular function (GO): oxoglutarate dehydrogenase (succinyl-transferring) activity; thiamine pyrophosphate binding
Source: RefSeq, a predicted model, not a curated record